UCAACAGCCAAAGGCAGGCAAAGACAGACCGAGUGGAGCUCUUGCAGUUUUCUAAUCCCAGGUUUAUCAGGUCUAGAGGAAGGUGGAGUAGCACCAUUGCAGCUGAGAGGAAGCCCUGUCUGAUUACUGCUUCUGCUGCUGCCGCAACCACUACCACCUCAGACGCCUCAGUAAUAGAGGAGAGCAGAACAGGACAACUGCUAGGAAAAAGUGUGCGUUGGAGAGUUGGAUCCAAGAUGGAAUUGAAGCUCUGAGCUGCAGUGCAAUCGAAGUUCCUGAGAACCUCACAGUUUCUUCCAUCUAGGUGUCAUGUCCGAACAGGCAGUUGCUGUGGCUGGUGGAGUGGUAACUGGACUUCUGCUUCUGGUCCUUUUGGGGAUAGCUGCCUACCUCUUCUGGAAGAGCAAAUAUCUCAAGGCCUCUUAUGAAGAACUGACUGAUCCGGUCACCUCAAUUUGCAAGAGCCAGAUGUUUGCUCAAUCAACCUUGGUUCCUCCUCAAAAUGCCAGAACAAAGAGUGUUCCUUUCAUUGUCCCACCCAAAUUUCACCGACAAGGGUGGACCGAUAUGCUAAGCGGAGAACCAAUUCAAGAGGAGAGCGAGCUUUAUGUGACCCCAGACUCUGGACCCCGAUCCUCUUUCCAUUCUUUAGCUGGAGCGUACCUUGUAGGGACCAUAAAUCCAGAACUCUACCGCUUUCCAGAAGACAAGAGUGAGACGGACUUUCCAGAAGGAAACAUUGGUCGGCUUUGGUUCUCCGUGGAAUAUGAGAAAGAGUCAGAAAGGCUCCUGGUGUCCUUGAUUAAAGCCCGAAAGCUGCAGCCUCCUUCUGGUUCCUAACCCUUGGUGAAGAUCUACCUGCUCCCUGACGAGAGGCGUUACUUGCAAUCUAAAACAACACAAAAAUCCAAUCCUCAGUUUGAUGAGAAUUUUGUGUUCCAGAUUUCGAGCACUGUUAUAUUUCAGAGGACACUGAAGUUCUGUGUCUAUCAUGUUGACAAGCAGAAGAAGCUCAUUCUCCUGGGCCAAGUGGUCUUCCCACUGAAAAAUGAAACUUUGGCUGAAGACGGGAAGGUUGUUGUCUGGAGGGAUUUGGAACCAGAUAAUCUGGAGCCACCUUCUGAACAUGGCGACUUGCAGUUCUCCCUCAGCUACAAUGACUACCUGGCCCGGCUUACAGUGGUGGUUCUGAGAGCACGAGGUUUAAAGCUCCAGAAUGAGAGAAACAGCACUGGGGUGUGUGUCAGAGUGUCACUAAUGAACCACAACCAGCUCAUCAAAAGCAAAAGGACCACAGUAAUCAUUGGAUCCUCCAAUCCAUUAUACAAUGAAACUUUUAGCUUCAAGGUGGAUCAGCUGCAGCUGGACGCAACCAGUCUGAGCUUGUCUGUUAUCCCAGGGGAUGAGACCUCCUCCCUGGGCUGUGUGAUUGUGGGGCCCUUCAUGUACACCCGGGGAAAGGAACUCGAACAUUGGAAUGAGAUGAUCAGUAAACCCAAGGAGCUGGUGAAAAGAUGGCACGCUCUGUCACUUAGCAGCUGAAAACUCUCACAAGAGAGCUUCUGUCUCCGCAGUGGCUCCAUUCUGAUUCAGUUCAUCACAGAAGUUCUGAGUCCCAGGGAUCAAAGACAAGGGACAACCUUUCUCAAAGAGGCUGGAUCACAUGCUAGUAGAUUAUCUCAGAUGACCUACUGAAUGAAAACAAGAAGCCUGUUUGAUCCUUAAACAGAGAAACAUCUGCUGGACACCUUGCUACUUUUAUCAUAACUGAUAUUUGAUGGCCUUUACACCAAAGCUCUGUAAAUUAGUAGUAUAAUACACCCCUAAGUAUAAUUCAUAGCUGAAAUCAAGGGGUUUAAGAUUACUUAUGUAAGGGCAGUUUUAUUUUAAACCCCAGAAAAAUUACAGUGUACUUGCCGACAAAUUACAGACAACCUUUCAAAGAACUAUUCUAAAAUAAUACUGCAGCAUUCCUGUUGAAAACAUAACUAUUGAACCAAAUGAAAUAAAUACUCUUAGUUCAUUUUAGUCAUGUGUUUAUUUAGUCCUAACUCAGAGCAGUGGCUCAGUGUGGUUAUGAUAGUGAGGACGCUGGGCUUGUUGGCUGGAAAACUGGCAGUCCUGGUUGGAGAUCUGAGCUGCACGCAACAAGGUGAGCUCCCUUUCCUUGCUCAGCUCCUGCCAAGCUAGCAGUUUAAAAGCAUUGAAAUGCAAGUAGAUAAAUAGGUAUCACUUGACUAGAAAAGGUAAUAGCACUCUGUGAUGUCAUGCUGGCAACAUGACCUCGGAAAUGUCCUCGGACAGUGCUGUGGCUCAAUGGCCUUGAAACAGAGAUGAGCAUUGCCCCCUAGACUCAGCAAUAGCUAAUUGAGUAAAAUCUUCCCCUCUCCCAUGGAAAUUUGCUGUCUAAAAUAUUCUACAACUUAUUAUUGUUCUUCUUGGGAACAGACUUGUAAGAUCUCAUAUAGGAGUUCAGUGAUUAUCAAUAAAGAAUUGAAUCACCAUGCAGAGUCAGAAAGAAAUAAGGGUCGGCUAGCUAUUUUAGUGAGCAUAAAUAUUCUAGCUAUCUCCAUGAUGAAGAAUGAUUGCAGGAAUUGGGUUUGUCUAGUUUAUGGAAAAAAAUAGCAGGGAUGAUAUCAGUCGAAAAGGGGGGUCAACCUCUUCUCCAAAGCACCUCAAGACUGAACAAAAAGCAAUGGAUGGAAACUAG
Messenger RNA from Thamnophis elegans (Western terrestrial garter snake), 2710 nucleotides. RefSeq names its product synaptotagmin-15-like. NCBI's taxonomy places the organism in Eukaryota, Metazoa, Chordata, Lepidosauria, Squamata, Natricidae. The record is from RefSeq and is a predicted model, not a curated record. Gene Ontology annotation, molecular function: calcium-dependent phospholipid binding; phosphatidylserine binding; clathrin binding. Gene Ontology annotation, biological process: calcium-ion regulated exocytosis; cellular response to calcium ion; regulation of dopamine secretion.